AAUUUAUUUAUUGGAUUAACGGAGUGUUGUAGUGAAGUUGAUUGUCUAUAAUAGCAACAAUUUCACAUCUUUAUGCAAUUAUCACCAUUCUUUCGUAUGAUUCUAAUAUACACAAUGGGUAUGUUUGGUGGUGGACUCAUUGUACACAUCUACCAUGCACAACAUGAAGAGAAUACGUAUAAUGCAGCAUUGUUGGCAGCUGCCAAGUCACCGAAACUCAUCACAAACGACAAUGCAUACCAACAGUUGAUUCAUUCAAACGAUUCAAUACAUGAACAUGCAUUACAACAUUUAGCUGAAGCAACAUUGGCCAAUGCAUUAGCUAAACAAGUACGUGUAUUCUGUUGGAUAUUAACAAUGCCCAAAAAUCAUCAAUCAAAAGCUGUUCAUGUGAAAGCUACAUGGGCUGGUCGAUGUAAUAAGUAUUUAUUCAUCAGUAGUGAAACUGAUGACAGACUUCCUUCAAUAGCUGUGAUCAAUUCGGAAGGUCGUAACUUAUUAUGGAAUAAAACAGCUGGGGCUAUAAAAUACAUUGCAAAACAUUUUGCUAAUGAUUAUGAUUAUUUCAUGAAAGCUGAUGAUGAUUCAUAUGUGAUUGUAGAGAAUUUACGCAAAAUUUUACAGAAACAAAAUCCUGAUAAACCAUUUAUUAUGGGUAGACGAUUCAAGCCAUUCGUCAAACAAGGAUAUAUGUCCGGUGGUGGAGGAUAUGUACUAUCUCGUGCUGGUCUGUUAAAUAUAGCUAAUGGUUUAGAAAAUAAUCCGACAUGUCGAAGUAAACAACAUGUAUUCGCUGAAGAUGUGAAACUUGGAUCAUGCGCAGAAGCUACAAACGUCACAGUAGUCGAUAGUCUUGAUGAAGAAGGACGUGAAUGCUUUCAUCCAUUCUCUCCAUCACAUAUGCUUACAAAAGAUUCAAAGGGUUAUCCCGACUGGUUUCUGAAAUACAAUUAUCAUAGAAUCGACACAGGAUUCGAUUGUUGCAGUGAUUACGCUGUCUCGUUUCAUUACAUCAAACCAGAAGAUAUGUAUCUCUAUGAAUAUAUGCUCUAUCAUUUACAUCCUUACGGGAUACACCGAGAUUAUAUGGAUUUAAUCAAUUAUUUACAACAGAAUCGAGACUCAUGAUACUAUUGAUCGAUCACCUCACAUUCACCUGUAUCUCGCAAAUUCACCAUGGUUGUAUAUAUUGUCUAACUGUUGCUCAAUAAAGCACUUGUGAUUCUGUCUUUCACUUACACUCGCACACACACACGCGCACACCUGCACAAACAAACACAAAGACAUACAAAAAUCUUUUGGUUUUUUUCAGAUAUCUCUUCACCUUCACGCCUUCACCUAUUCUACACAUUCACCUCAUCUACAUGUCACAGUUAAAUGCCAAUCUCCAUUGACAUUAUCAGUACUACUACCAUCUUUCCACUUCAAAAAUACAUAUCAAUCCAUGAAUCAAUCACUCAGGGAAUUAUUCCUUCAAUCUAUCAAUCAACCGAUUGUUGUAUGAACAACAGGCAGUGAAAUUCGAAGAUGGAACAAGCAAGUCAAUGAAUAACCGAAUGAGCCACACCCAUCACGAACAUUCAAUUCAUUGAUCUGAUGAUGUUUACGAUUAUUAUUAUUAUUAUUAUUAUUACUCCUUAUCACUUAUCUAUGUUAACUUGUUUUGUUUACUCAAUCAGUCUGUUUAUAUUGUAAAGUCAGCUUGGUACACACUAAUCACUACUUAUCUGAGUUUUAUCAUGUACAAUAUUUCCUUGGAAAGGUCGGUGAUCUGUGUAAAAUAACAUUUUCAAUAAUGUCAAUGUGAAUGAUAAUGUUUUUAGGAAGGUUGAUCUGUUUGUAUCUCGCCGUUAUUUUAAUUUUUAUACGUCCAGUAUUUGACCUGUAUUCACCUGGAGGUGAAAGUAUCUAUUUUGAGUAACCAGAUGUCAGAAUGUAAUUUUUGUACAAUGAACUUUUUAUCCUUUCUUCAACUGUACAUAUUCAAUGAGAUGAAAGCAAAAAAUAUACAAUGAAAGUUGACAGAUUCAUAGUGGAAUGAAA
Messenger RNA from Schistosoma turkestanicum, 2043 nucleotides. The record is from the annotation of a GenBank genome assembly. NCBI's taxonomy places the organism in Eukaryota, Metazoa, Platyhelminthes, Trematoda, Strigeidida, Schistosomatidae.